CAACUUACUAUGAAUAUGUGUAUUUGGAUGUUCAAGUGAUGUUUGCUCACUGGAAGUAGAGAGAAGACAACACAAGAGAGUAAUGCAACAUUUUGGCUUUACUUGAUAGGAAAUGCCUUCGUUUGGGAACUGUAUUUACCACACAUGGGACAAUGGAUUGCGUCUGAAAAAAAGGACAUUUACGUUUUUAAAAAAAAUAUAUAUUCAGUAUAUACACACGAGGGAAUAGGACACAGGUUGUGAUCAGCAUGUUUUGUGCUAAACUCAAAGAACUCAAAAUUACCGGAGAAUGUCCAUUCUCCAUGCUUGUGGAAAAUAAGGACCCUGGUGAUUUUGAGGAAUGUAAUGGUAUAAAUCAACAAGAUGUCAAUUUACCAAUUUCAAAAGAGGUGUGCGGAGCGGUGCCUGGGAUACGACCACAGCGCAAAACAAGCCAGAGCAAAGUUAAUCUGCAUACACUUGGAGAAAGCAUUCGCAAAUUAGUGUGUCCCGAGUUUCAGAGGUUGCAUAUUGCCUUUCAAAGAGUACUUAGACAGCAUAAAACUGAAGCAACAUGUCCUGAUACUGUUUAUGUAGAUGUUUGUCAGGAUGCUUGCAGGAACCUUGGGAAUACAGAGACAUUCAUAGAAAUAAUAAAUACUUACUCUGAAAAAUCAGGAAUACCAAUGGAUGCUAUCAAACUUUUACUUGGUGAAGAACUGUUUAAAAUAUGCUACGAGGAAGAUCAACACAUUUUAGAUGUGGUCGGGGGAACUCUUAACGACUUCUUAAACAGUUUCAAUGUCCUGCUUAAACAAAGUACAGGUACUUCACAAAAUGCAGACUGUAAUGAAAAAGAAGCUUCAAUACUUUGUUUGGAGAAAGACCCAGGACUUCUAACUGUGUACUACUUCCAUCCUAAUAAAACAACAGGGUUAUUCUUCUCAGGUAUCCUUAAGGCAGCAGCCUGUAUACUGUACCAGACUGAUGUUGAAGUUUCUUUGGAUCAAACAAGCUUCAAAGAGCGCCUCCAUGAGUUUUACCAGCAGCCCUAUUUGCUGUAUUCUGUUUUGAUUAAGAGCACCAGGAGCUUUGCUCCUAGUCCAUUAAAGACACACUCUUCAGUUGAAAUCCCCAUGUCUCUGUUUUGCCAGACUUUUCCGUUUCAUGUCUUGUUUGAUCAGGAAAUGACUUUACUUCAGAUUGGAGACGGUCUGAGAAGGCGCUUGAAUCGAAAAGAUGUUCAAAGAAGGCCUACGUUUGAGGAAUAUUUUGUCAUUGUGUCCCCAGGAAUCAGAAGUACCUUCCAAGAGAUCCUGACCAUGUUAAAUACACAUUUCAUUUUAAGGAUAAAGCAAGGAAACAAUAACACUGACAGUACUCCUCAGCUCAUGGAUCUGAAGGGUCAGAUGAUCUACGUUUCUGAGUCCAACACCAUUUUGUUCCUGGGAUCCCCUCGUGUCGACAAACUAGAAGACCUGACUGGUCGAGGAUUGUACCUCUCAGACAUACCAAUUCACAAUGCACUUCGGGAUGUGGUUUUGGUGGGUGAACAAGCCAAGGCACAGGACGGGCUGAAGAAAAGGUUGGGAAAAGCUAAGGCAGCUCUGGAACAGGCCCACCAGGCUCUGGAAGAGGAGAAGAAAAAGACAGUCGAUCUUUUAUUCACGAUAUUCCCAGGCGUGGUUGCCCAGCAGCUAUGGCAGGGGGAACAUGUUCAAGCCAAGAAGUUUGACAAUGUCACAAUGCUUUUCUCGGACAUCGUAGGCUUCACUGCCGUCUGUGCCAAGUGUACACCCAUGCAGGUGGUCACCAUGCUGAACGAGCUCUACACUCGCUUUGACUACUAUUGUGGAGAGCUGGAUAUCUACAAGGUGGAGACAAUUGGGGAUGCAUAUUGUGUGGCUGGUGGCUUACACAAGGAGAGCCAGACUCAUGCUGUUCAGAUAGCGUUGAUGGCUUUGAAAGUGAUGGAGCUAUCAGAUGAAGUAAUGACCCCUGAAGGAGAGCCUAUCAAGAUGCGAAUAGGUCUUCAUUCUGGCUCCGUUCUUGCUGGAGUUGUCGGGGUUAAAAUGCCUCGCUACUGUCUCUUUGGAAACAAUGUAACACUGGCCAAUAAAUUUGAGUCUUGCAGUGUUCCAAGAAAAAUCAAUGUUAGUCCAACAACCUACAGGCUUUUAAAAGACCACCAAGGGUUCCUUUUUACACCAAGAACAAGACAGGACCUCCCAUCAAAUUUCCCCAGUGACAUUCCUGGUAUCUGUUACUUCUUAGAGGCAUUUGACCAAUCUUCUAGAGCCAACUCUGGAUCUGAAAGCGGACACCACAGAUUCAGCGAUACAAACUUUAUGAGAACAGCUGAAACCAGCUCUAAGGACUGAAUGUACCCAACAAUAACUGGGUUUUAAAUUAUUGAUUCUAAUAAAGCAUAAAAAAAUCUAAAUUUGUAACGUAGCAGAGGCAUAUUUGACCACUUUAAUAUUCCAUUCACCCGUGUUAUAAAAUAGAAACUAUGGAAUAUUUUGUAUUGUUUUAUUGUAUUUUCCCCAGUGUAAAGACAUAUUUUGUUUAGUUUUAUUUUAUAUUGCACAACAUAUUUUACUCAAUUUAUAUCUUCACUAUAGAAGUAGGCCAAUGGAAAGAAAUGUUUUCCAGAAUGAUUUGGUUCAUAUCAUUGUUUUUGACAAUCCAAUGUUAACAGUAUUAAAAAUGUUUGUCAAUGGUACAU
This is a messenger RNA of Acipenser ruthenus (sterlet), 2707 nucleotides long. Its product is annotated as guanylate cyclase soluble subunit alpha-1-like. NCBI's taxonomy places the organism in Eukaryota, Metazoa, Chordata, Actinopteri, Acipenseriformes, Acipenseridae. Gene Ontology annotation, molecular function: guanylate cyclase activity; heme binding. Bases 249 to 2360 code for a protein of 703 amino acids. The transcript is spliced from 8 exons. Gene Ontology annotation, biological process: cGMP biosynthetic process; response to oxygen levels. Gene Ontology annotation, cellular component: guanylate cyclase complex, soluble. The record is from RefSeq and is a predicted model, not a curated record.